This is a messenger RNA of Parnassius apollo (apollo), 1149 nucleotides long. NCBI's taxonomy places the organism in Eukaryota, Metazoa, Arthropoda, Insecta, Lepidoptera, Papilionidae. The record is from the annotation of a GenBank genome assembly.
AUGGCUCAAAGUUCACAUGGGGGAAGCCAUCGGCGGCAUAGAGAUCACGAAGGGACAAUGCGAUAUACAAAUACAGAUUGGGAGGCAAAGGAAGCUCUCUACCAGCGGGAGUUGGACGAAGCUCGCGCUAGAGCAUCACAAAUGGAGAAAACAAUGCGCUGGUGGUCUGACUGCACCGCAAACUGGCGGGAGAAGUGGUCUAAAGUACGCAACGAACGUAAUAAAGCUAGAGAAGAAGCAAAGCAGCUAAAAAACAAGGUUGACAUACUUACAAAAGAACUAACAACAUUAAGAACUGAAAAAAAUGAUAUGGAACAUCAGUUAUCAGAAUUGAAAAAAGAUAAUGAAAAACUUCUGAGUAUUGGUGAGAGUAGAAUAUUAUCAGGAGAUCUAACAUCUGAAGAUGGAGUGGAGCUGAGGAGGAAGAAUGUUGGUUAUGUGUCUCCUAAUGAACCAUCAAUGAGACAAAGAGCUUCUCUAGACUCUCAUAAGUUUUCUAAUGUUGAUAAUGUUCUUGCAAACAAACUUAGUGAUUUGAGAUUGCGAUUAGACGAAACAAGUAAAAACUUGCAGAGUGAAAAGGAUCAGAAAGCCUUAUUAAUAACAAAAAUAGAAACAUUAACAGCAGAAUUACAUAAUACAAAAAUGGAACUCACACAUAGUGAUAGAACAUUAGGAUCUACAGAUUCUAGUCAUAGUGAGAUUGAGAGACUGCAAAAUGAACUGCAAGAUGAGAUAGCAGCUAAACAAGUGUUGGAGGAAAAAAUUGCUGAAUUAAAAAUGGAAAUUGAAAGAUUAAAAUCUGAGAAUACAAUACAGUGGAGUAAGAGGGAACUUUUGGAGACUGAGAACAUAGCAAUUUUACGUGAAAAUAAAAAACUGUACAGUCAAGUCUGUGAGCUGAGAGAGCAAAUACACAAGUUGAACAGAAUAUCAGAUGGCAGUAAUUAUGGUGUAGCGUUCACUAGUGAUCACAACAUAACGGUGAGUUCAAAUGUGCUAUAUGCCAGAAAAACAAGCAUUAGUCCAAGAUCACAUGAAUCCAGCAAUGGCUCAUCAGAAGCUAAUCUUGCUCAAUUUGAUACAAAAACUAAUACUUCUGGUGAAGAUGAUGAAUUGGCAAUUGUGGAAAGAAAUGAAAAUUGUUGA